This is a messenger RNA of Carassius auratus (goldfish), 4434 nucleotides long. RefSeq names its product CBFA2/RUNX1 partner transcriptional co-repressor 3 (gene cbfa2t3). NCBI's taxonomy places the organism in Eukaryota, Metazoa, Chordata, Actinopteri, Cypriniformes, Cyprinidae. Gene Ontology annotation, molecular function: transcription corepressor activity. Gene Ontology annotation, cellular component: nucleus. Bases 981 to 2879 code for a protein of 632 amino acids. The record is from RefSeq and is a predicted model, not a curated record. Gene Ontology annotation, biological process: DNA-templated transcription; negative regulation of DNA-templated transcription. The transcript has 12 exons.
GCGAGGUUAGGAGCGCAGGAGAACGCUUCUCUUCUCCAGAUGGUGUUUUAAAUGCAGACAGAAGGGUCAUUAGACAACACACCAGCUUCCAACCACUGACAACGACACAAAUAAACCAAAACGCGAGAUGGUGCAGAGCGAAACAGCGCAGAAUGUGUAGCAUCGGUUAGCUGGGACACGAAUGAAGUUUUUAAUGGACCGUUUUUUCGCGUUCAGUGUGGAGGGAGUUCGCGACGAGCAGUUGGAGUAUUAACGGGAAGAUCUCCGAAACACUCUCUCUAUCUGAAUCAUUUCUGUAGACGAGGACUUUCAGGAUUUACAAGAGACAAUAUUCUACUUGGAAACAUGGAGCAUCAGUGGCAAUAUUAAAAACAUCUUCUAUAUUAUAGGAGGGAUCACGGACAUCUAACGUUACUGUGGAAUACGAUAUAAAAACCACCAAGAGCGCAAGAUCUGAGUUGGAGGACUUUGCGAUUUCUAUUUUUUUUUUUUUUUUUUUUUUUUUGUGAUUUGAGAAAUCGAAGCGAACUUUUUUUUUCGCCCUGUGCAUUUUUACCAAGAAAUGUGUUAACAUCUUUCAAGAUUUCGACAUUUUAAAGGAACGUUAUACCAAAGUCUCACUACUUUAAUACUAAAGCUCCGCUGUGUUCUAGCUUUCUAUGAUACAUUUUCGAUUUCUUGAAAUUGAAGUACCUCAUUAUUUAUUACUAUAACGAAAAGUCAACAUCGCGUGCAAUCCAAAGGAGUUCAGAACUCUCUCUCUCUCAGACACUGUUUGAUAACACAGUAUAUAUAUAUAUAUAUAUAUAUAUAUAUGCUUUUUAUUCAUUUUGGAAAGUUCACACCUUUUUCAGUAAUAAUCGAGGCGUAAGAAUCUCCGUUUAUUUCUGUUUUUAUUUUUCGCGUGGAUUACUUUUUGCUGCAAAUACCUCAGUUUGACUUCGACCUUCAAAAGUAGCGCAGGACAGAAGGCUGGAACGAUGCCAGAUUCACCCGCUGAUGUCAAAACCCAGCCCAGGUCAACUCCACCCACAAUGCCACCUCCACCCCCUGCUGUCAGCCAGGCAGCCAAUCGCAACGCAUCAUUUACACCCACAACAAGUAAGUUGUUGCUGAACGGGAGCAGUCACUCCCCCACGGCACUAAACGGAGCUCCCUCAACCCCCAAUGGCUUCAGCAAUGGACCGGCUACUUCCUCUACCGCUUCUCUGCCCACUCAGCAGCUUCCCCCUGCCUGCGGAGCCCGACAACUCUGUAAACUUAAGCGUUUCCUCACCACACUGCAGCAGUUUGGCAACGACAUCUCGCCCGAGAUUGGAGAACGUGUACGCAGCCUGGUGCUGGGGCUAGUGAACUCAACUCUAACCAUUGAAGAGUUCCACUCCAAACUUCAGGAAGCCACAAACUUUCCCUUGCGUCCCUUUGUCAUUCCAUUUCUCAAGGCUAACUUGCCCCUCCUGCAGAGGGAGCUGCUUCACUGUGCUCGGAUGGCUAAGCAGACUCCAGCCCAGUAUCUGGCCCAGCACGAACAGCUGCUGUUGGAUGCCAACGCCAGCUCUCCCCUGGACUCCUCCGAGAUCAUGCUGGAACUCAAUGAGCAUGGCAAGAGACGUACCCCUGACAGGACCAAAGAGAGUGCAGUGGACAGGGAUGGCUUGCACCCGGAGCACCUGGCCAAACGUCCAUGUACAGUGAGCCCCAGUCAGCGCUUCAGUCCAAGCAGUGGUUUACCUGCUCACCCUCCCCCCAAUGGCCUACCAACGCACCCACCCAAUGGACUUCCACAUCCUAACCCUCCUGCCCCACAGCACUACCGUUUGGAAGACAUGGCACUUGCCCACCACUACAGAGACGCUUACAGACACGCAGAGCACAGGGACGUCCGGGAUCGUCACCGGCAAACAGCCGUGCAUGGAACACGUCAAGAGGAAGUGAUUGAUCAUCGGCUGACAGACCGCGAGUGGGCUGAGGAAUGGAAGCACCUCGAUAACUUGCUGAACUGUAUCAUGGAUAUGGUGGAGAAGACGCGGCGUUCCCUCACUGUGCUGCGACGCUGCCAGGAGGCGGACCGUGAGGAGAUGAACCACUGGAUCCGUCGCUAUAGCGAUGUGGAGGAUAUGAAAAAAGGUGGGAGCUCCACCCAGCGGCCUCCUCCUCUUCCUCCCCACCACAACUCUUCCUCCUCCAACACUCCUAACAGCAGCGACACACAACCGCUAGAAAUCCACAGAGACUUCCUGCACCGGCCCCCGUCAGGCUACCUACCCGAGGAGAUCUGGCGGAAGGCUGGUGCUACAAGUAUCCCGCUCUCGCCAGCAUUAAAGCAACUUCAGAACAAGCAGGAGGAGGCAGUAAAUGAAGUGAAGAGACAGGCCAUGUCAGAGCUGCAGAAGGCGGUGUCGGAUGCUGAGAGGAAAGCUCACGAGAUGAUCUCUGCUGAGCGCUCAAAGAUGGAGAGAGCUCUGGCCGAGGCUAAGAGACAGGCCUCUGAGGAUGCGCUGACUGUAAUUAACCAACAGGAGGACUCCAGUGAAAGCUGCUGGAACUGUGGUCGCAAGGCUAGCGAGACGUGCAGCGGAUGCAACACAGCGCGCUACUGUGGCUCUUUCUGUCAGCACAAGGACUGGGAGAAGCACCAUCACGUAUGUGGCCAGGGCCUGCCCGGGAGUAGCAGCAUGCCACUCGGGACACCAUCUACCACCUCCAUCUCCUCCUCAUCAAGUGUGCCCCCCACACACUCCGAGAGCACCCCUCCAGGCCCCUUGUCCCUGGCGGGGCAAACCAGCAGCAGUGGCAGUCCCAAGGAAGCGAGCUCCAGCAGCGUUUCUCGCUCAACCACUCCAGCGACACCCGCCCUGAUGGAUUCCUCAUCCCGCUGACUGAAGAACCCCAAAUCUUAACCCAUGCUCCAGCCACGUCUACUGCUGCUACAGCAUCCUUCAUCCAAAACAAGCUGAGGAACCUCCACCAUACUUAACUUCCUCUCAAAAUGAACUACGGCAACCUGGCUUCCACAUCUACAUUAAGAUCUUGUUUUCUCAGUCUCCAAAAAAAAAAAAAAAAAAAAACCAUCAAGGCUCAGAUUCCUUCACAGAAGGAUGUACUGUGUUUAAUGCAACAUGAGCAGUGUCUGUUAUACUGGAUGCCACUGAGAAAGCCAGGAAAACACAUAUACUUACACAUUACAUGUUUUAUUCAUGUACAAGACAAUUUAAGGCAUGGCCUUAGUUACCUACACCCUUUAAGAGAGGUGUGCUCUGUGUAAAUUGUGGUGGCACCAUAUUCUGAACGUGUCUUGACCCAGGUAGGACUAAAUAUACAGUAUGUAGGAUGGAUUCCUCUAAAAUGACCGACAGCCGCCACUGCGGGAUGUCAAAAACGGACAAGAGCACUCUGAAAAUCUUCCACCACAGAGCUACCUUCUCACAACAUGACACACCGCGUUUCAAUUUUUUGGCUUUAAUUAAAACAAAACAAAAAUCCAAAAGAAAUCAUGAAGAUGAUUAAUGAGAAGAAUAAAACCUGUUAACUACCUUGCUAGCGAGCCAAGAAAAUCUACACCAGACUCACCUCUCUGUACUGACGUGAACCCAAAUGAAUUUUAAUAAAGAAAAACUAAAAAAAAAACAAAGAACAUGAUCCAAACCUUUUUACUACACUGCCAAAGUUACUAAGAAGCACUCAUCUUGUAACCAAACGCAAACAACUUCACCUCCUCAGCAGUAAAGCCAGGCCAGAGUUCCACAGUCUGUGGAGAGGUGGCAUGGUGACUAGACACUCAAACCUUCACUGUGCCCACUGUGCUACUCACUCAGAUCCUGAGGAACGCAGACUUUAGCCCGGAUCCAUGGCUAUGGCAAUGAAGACUCACACCUGGGAUGUUUAAAGCACGUCACCCAGUCAGCCGCAAAGAGAAAUGACAUGAAAACGAAACAGAAGGCAAAGAUGAGUAAACGAAAAGAGGCAGGUUGACUUCAAAAGGAAAGACGAACGGCAAAGGAACUGCCAAAAACCUCAAUGGAUUGUACACUAAGAAUGAGUCUUUUCUUGUGAAACAUUUUCAUUUGGUUUUCCUAAAGCUCUCUGAAUGCUGAGACAUUUCAUUCUGUUGUACGAUUUCAUUCUCCCUCGUUUUCCAAAGCAUGACAAGACUGUAGAGUCUCCCAAGACUGGCGUAGACUUGGUUCUCUUUUCUCUCGCUCUUUCUACCUCCCCCCAUCUUCUAAAUGUUCAUCUCUUUUGUCUCCUGACAGAACCUCUAAGCAGAUAUCCAUGAAGGGAUCAAACGUUGCUUGUAGAUAUUACUUUCUGUUUCUGGAUGUCUCUGUCUUCAAUAUCUGCUUGUGUGCGUACUCAGAACGAGGAACGCGUUCUUUCUUUGUCUUCUUUUAGGUUUCAGCCAAACAUUGGACAGAAAAAGACACUCUAAUGGGA